AUGUCGCGGAUAACAGAGUGGCGUAAGUUGCCGGUUUCAUUGAAUGAACUUUGUAUCGCAACCACCCUUCGAUGCGGCCAGUCAUUCCGAUGGCGGCAAUGCGACGACCAAACCUGGACGUGCACGCUUCGCGGGCGGAUUGUACAACUGUCGCAGGAUAAUUCGCAUUUACAUUAUCGAUCAAUAUGGCCGACGGCCUUUGAAGCACCUUUAACUCCUCCAUCGUCUAUCCCGCCCACCGUUGACGAGGACAGUGAGACCGACGAUACGAAAAGCUUGAUCACCCACUACCUGAACCUCGAACCGAACCUAGAAACAUUAUAUGCGGAAUGGUCCAGGUCGGACCCAAACUUCAAGAAGAAGGCGCCCAAGUUCACCGGCGUCAGGAUCUUGCGGCAGGAUGCCUGGGAAGCCCUGAUCGGGUUCAUCUGCAGUAGCAACAACAACAUUGUGCGCAUUUCGCAAAUGGUGGACAAAUUAUGCACACAUUAUGGAAAAUAUAUUGCAACUCUGGACGGUCGGCCCUACCAUGACUUCCCAGACCCGUCUGCUCUGACCGGUAUAAACGUCGAGGCACAUUUGAGAGAACUGGGAUUCGGCUAUCGCGCAAAAUACAUAGCUCGGACGGCCAAUAUGGUGGCCGAAGCGCGCGAACGUGGCUGGCUCGACAGUCUGCGCAACCCGGAGAGUCCUGCAUACGGCCAUAGUGCAUCACCUGGCGGUAUGAUGAAGCCGGAAGGCAGAGACGGCUACCGCGAAGCCCACCAAAGCCUGCUCGAGCUACAGGGCGUGGGGCCCAAAGUUGCCGACUGCGUCUGUCUCAUGGGACUGGGUUGGGGCGAGGCUGUGCCGGUAGACACGCACGUCUGGCAGAUAGCGCAGCGCGACUACAAGUUUGGAAGAGGGAAACAUAGCAGCCUGACCAAAGCGACCUACGAUGCUGUAGCCAACCACUUCCGCAAGUUGUGGGGCAAAGAGGCUGGUUGGGCGCACAGCGUUCUCUUCACAGCUGAUCUCCGGACAUUCGCUGAACGGCUGACCGUCAAGGUCGACACAACCGUGGAUGGAGGCACCCUGAAAUCAGGCGAGCCGGAAGUUCGCCAAAAGGAGAUUGUGCAGCGAGCUGCCGUGAAGCGAGAGCUCGACCAAGAUGAAUCGAAAGCAGUGGUGAAGAUGGAAGAAGUGGUGAUGAGUAGCUCCGAGCGGGUGAAGCGCCCCCGGCGGAAAUGA
Molecule: messenger RNA, 1230 nt
Organism: Capronia coronata CBS 617.96
Lineage: Eukaryota; Fungi; Ascomycota; Eurotiomycetes; Chaetothyriales; Herpotrichiellaceae
Product: N-glycosylase/DNA lyase
Exons: 1
Coding region: 1-1230 (409 amino acids)
Biological process (GO): base-excision repair, AP site formation; nucleotide-excision repair; base-excision repair
Cellular component (GO): nucleus
Molecular function (GO): 8-oxo-7,8-dihydroguanine DNA N-glycosylase activity; damaged DNA binding
Source: RefSeq, a predicted model, not a curated record